CAUAACACGGACCAGAAAUGACAGUUGAGUUUCCUACUUGCAAAAUAAGUCAAGGGAGAGAUAAUAAUGUCGGGAACUUUAUAAAUUUAUAAGAAAUCAAACAUAAAUAUUAUCGUCAAAAGUAUAUUUAAAGUGUGUGCUCUUUUAUGUUGUUGUAGGUUUGCAAAUAAGAACUGUAACAGGCAUGGAUGCAACUACUCAAACACAGCCUAAAAAUGUUAUAGAAAUUGAUGCAGCAACACAAACUGAAGUCCGUGAUAAGAAAUUUACUCGCUAUAUGCAACGUAACAAACGUCAAUGGGAAGAUGAAAAUAAGGAUAAAAGAGAAGAUGGCGAGACGGAUGGAAAGAAACCAUGUGAUCCGACAUUUGAAAGAAUAAAAAAGAAGAAAAUGGCCAUGCUGUUGGGUUACUGUGGAGUAGAUUACUAUGGCAUGCAAAGGAAUCCUGGAGUAAGAACUAUUGAAGAGGAUCUGCUGAAGGCACUGUUUGAGGCAAAGUAUAUAUCAGAGGAAGAUUUCAAUAACCAACAAAACGCCCAAUUCCAGAGGAGCUCCAGAACUGACAAAGGCGUUUCCGCAGCACGACAAGUUGUCUCACUUAAGCUACCUCUGGAAAUUGAUAUUGAGGAAAUCAAUAAACGUUUACCGGAGAACAUUAAAGUGUUUGGUGUGAAAAGAGUAACAAAUAAAUUCAACUCAAAAAUCAAAUGUAAUGCACGCACAUAUAGCUAUACUCUUCCAACGUACGUUUUUGAACCAACUUUGGUUGGUGAUAAAGAGAAACAAUUGUACAGAAUAACGGAGGACAAAUUGAAGGCAGUUAAUGAUGUGUUGGCUGUUUAUAUUGGAACAAAAAGUUAUCAUAACUUUACAGAAAAGAAACAUUACCAAGAUCCUUCAGCAUCCAGAUAUAUGAUGAGCUUUACUCUGGAUAGAGUGUUUGUGGAUUCAGAUUGGGAGUUUGCUGAAUUAUUGGUUAAGGGCCAAAGUUUUAUGCUUCACCAAAUCAGGAAGAUGGUUGGCCUGAUGAUUGCGAUUGUGCGAGGACACACAGACAUCUCAAUUUUAGAGAAGGCAUUCGGCAAAGAUAAAGUUAUGAUCCCAACUGCGCCUGGUCUAGGAUUAGUGCUGGAUAAGGUCCAUUAUGAGAGAUACGAUGCAAAAUUCAAAGAUAGUCAUGACAGUCUCACUUGGGAAGCUGAAGAGGAGUUGGUUCAGACAUUUAAAAAGGAAAAAAUAAACCCUAACAUAGUUAAGGGCGAAAUCGAAGAUAAUUCUAUGGGAUUUUGGCUUGAGAAACUCAGUAAACACAACUAUGAGCCAUCUGAAGAUGUACCCGUUGAAAAGGAGAUGGAGAACGAACAGGAGUCAGAUGAUGAUGAUGAUAAGGAAAACGUUGAUGAAGUUGACAAGGAAAACGGUGAAAUCGACAUGAAAAAUGGUGAUGAAUCUAAAGAGCAAAAUGGUCAUGAAGUUGACAAGGACAGUGACGAAGUUGUGAUGAAUGUUGAUGAAGUGAAAGAUGAUGAUAAAAUUAUUGUUAAUAAUGGAAAAAAUUAAGAAAAAUAUUAUAUAGGAUAUAAGAUUUA
Papilio xuthus (Asian swallowtail) is the source of this 1590-nucleotide messenger RNA. RefSeq names its product Pseudouridine synthase 1 (gene Pus1). Gene Ontology annotation, cellular component: nucleus. Gene Ontology annotation, molecular function: pseudouridine synthase activity; RNA binding. Bases 185 to 1561 code for a protein of 458 amino acids. Gene Ontology annotation, biological process: tRNA pseudouridine synthesis; mRNA pseudouridine synthesis. The record is from RefSeq and is a predicted model, not a curated record. Lineage: Eukaryota; Metazoa; Arthropoda; Insecta; Lepidoptera; Papilionidae. The transcript is spliced from 8 exons.